GGGGACCCUAAUGGCGGUGCUCUUGGCAUCUGUAAUCGUGGUGGCCACCAUCCUGGUGGGGGCCCUUCUGUGGUUCAGUAUCUUGUGGGCUGUGACACUGCCCCUAAUGGCGAUUUACAUCCGUGUGAAGGGAGAUGUAUUCAGUUUGGUGGAGUGGGAGUAACUGCUCAAGUGUUUGGGAGCUUCCUUGAUGCUAAUAAAGUACCAUUUUUUUCUAACGUCAUGGCUUUAUUUUACUAUUGGCUUUAUAUCACCCAAUUAUAUUUGUUGAAUGCAUCCUUCACCAAUCAACAUUUUUUUAAGUUUUUCUUUUUCCUGACAGUGUCAUCUACAAUGAUGGACCAAGUAGCUCUUAUUUUUGUUUGAACCACAACAAGCAUAAGGCAAAGUUAUUCUUCGCCUAUACGUGGGUUUUGAGGAAAAGGUCAUUUGUCUUUAUAACGAUAAGGUACCCUUGAGUGGUUCUAUGGUCCCUGGAGGAGGGCUGUGAGGGGUGAUCCUUGAGGCCACCAUAGACCCGAGGGAGAUUAUCCUUUUUCAUCAUUGCAAGUUUGAUUUCCAGCAGACUUAGUGUUGCAAUCUGCACGUCUCAUUUUGGGACAUCUAGAAUACCUUCUAUGAAAAACCCACCAUAUAUUUUCUCUCCAAUUCCAUUCCUUGGUCAUGCAGUAGCAUUUGGGAAAAGUCCAAUUGAAUUCCUAGAAAAUGCAUAUGAGAAGUAUGGACCUGUGUUUAGUUUCACCAUGGUGGGCAAGAAAUUUACUUACCUUCUGGGGAGCGAUGCUGCUGCCCUGCUUUUUAAUAGUAAAAAUGAAGAUCUGAAUGCAGAAGAUGUGUACCAGCAUCUGACAACACCUGUGUUUGGAAAGGGAGUUGCAUACGAUGUGCCUAAUCCGGUUUUCUUGGAACAGAAGAAAAUGCUAAAAAGUGGCCUCAACAUAGCCCAAUUUAGAGAGCAUGUUUCUAUAAUUGAAAAAGAAACAAAGGAAUACUUUGAAAGUUGGGGAGAAAGUGGAGAAAAAAAUUUGUUUGAAGCUCUUUCCGAGCUCAUCAUUUUAACAGCUAGCCACUGUUUACAUGGAAUCGAAAUCAGAAGUCAACUCAACAGGAAGGUGGCACAACUGUAUGCAGAUCUGGAUGGAGGUUUUAGCCACGCAGCGUGGCUGUUGCCUAGUUGGCUGCCUUUGCCAAGUUUCAGGCGCAGGGACAGAGCUCAUCAGGAGAUGAAGAAUCUUUUCUGUAAGGCAAUUCAGAAACGCAGACAGUCAGAGAACAAAACUGAUGACAUGCUCCAAACUUUAUUAGAGUCUACAUACAAAAAUGGAUGCUUUCUCACAGAUGAUGAGAUAGCAGGGUUGCUUAUUGGACUGCUGCUGGCAGGGCAGCAUACAUCCUCAACUACUAGUGCUUGGCUGGGCUUCUUUUUGGCCCAAGACAAAGCACUUCAAGAAAACUGUUACUUGGAACAGAGAGCGGUCUGCGGAGAGGACCUGCCUCCACUGACUUAUGACCAGCUUAAGGAUCUGAAUUUACUUGAUCGCUGUAUUAGGGAAACCUUAAGGCUUAGACCGCCCAUCAUGACCAUAAUGAGAAUGGCCAGAACACCCCAGACUGUGGCAGGCUAUACCAUUCCUCCAGGCCAUCAGGUGUGUGUGUCUCCCACGGUCAACCAAAGACUGAAAGACUCAUGGUCAAAACCUCUGGACUUUAAUCCUGAUCGCUACUUAACGGACAACCCAACAUCAGCAGAGAAAUUUGCUUAUGUGCCAUUUGGAGCUGGUCGUCAUCGUUGUGUUGGGGAAAAUUUUGCCUACAUUCAAAUUAAGACAAUAUGGUCCACUAUGCUUCGCUUAUAUGAAUUUGAUCUCAUUGAUGGAUAUUUUCCCAGUGUGAAUUAUACAACCAUGAUUCACACCCCCGAAAGACCAAUUAUCCGAUACAAACGACGAUCAAAAUGAAAAGAUGGCAAGAACUCACAUCAUGGUCAGCUGCAAACCAUUUGAAGAUACCAGAGUUUACAAGGCAAUGCCUAGUGUACUGGUUUUGGAAUGUGUAAUUUAAAGAGCCACUUAAGAUUUUUACAUUGUAUUAAUUGAAUGAGAUUCAUUCACUUUUGAUGGCAUUUAAAUAUCUCUAUUAGUUUUAUGAUGAGUACUUUUACAGGUGCUUUGAUGAGGUAAAGCUCAUUAGUAAAACAUGAAAAUUGUCCAGGGAAGCUCUAGGCACUUGACAGAUUUUGUAACAUUAAAAUUUCCAGGUACUAUUUAUAAGAACACACACACAGAUAAGAAAUAGAGAUGGAGAGAGGGAGAGCUGAAGAUAGAUCCUGGAAAUUAAACACAUGGUUUUCAGAUUUUGGACUAGUUCUUCAAGGUAUAGAAAGGCUACUAAAAUACUUGGAAUCUGUAUGCUACUUGCUCACCUGGGUACUUCGUGUGGGGGAAGGGCAUGGGGGAGGCCAUGUAGGGACUAGCCAUCACUUUUGAAAACCCUGGGUAAAGGACACUAUCAUUAACUGUUCAUAGAUGCUGUGAUGAUAUUCAGGAGUAAUUGGGAUGUUAGAGAAAAAUAAUGCCAUUAGAAAUUACUGGGCAAAAAAAAAACAAACUUACUGGACACACCGUCUACAGCACAAGAGGGAUUUAUGACCAUGACUUAAGUAAUGGUAUUUCCUAUAAGCUAUCAUUCUUAAAACGAAUUCUUAAUACUCAUGUAAUUUAAUCUGAUUACUAAAUAUAUGUCAGUCUACUGGAAAUGUAUCUGGUUCCACACAGUCACAUCUUAGGGAAUAAUUUUUUUCUCUUUUCUCCAAAGUUGUUCCUUACUUUUCUCCCAGAAUACAGUUAGGGAUAUUCCAUUUCUAGUUCCAUUCAUUUAAGUUUCCUUUAGGGUAAUAAGCUUUUCCCCCUUAAGCAGGC
Messenger RNA from Echinops telfairi (small Madagascar hedgehog), 2918 nucleotides. RefSeq names its product lanosterol 14-alpha demethylase. Lineage: Eukaryota; Metazoa; Chordata; Mammalia; Afrosoricida; Tenrecidae. The transcript has 10 exons. Gene Ontology annotation, molecular function: oxidoreductase activity, acting on paired donors, with incorporation or reduction of molecular oxygen; iron ion binding; monooxygenase activity. The record is from RefSeq and is a predicted model, not a curated record. Bases 618 to 1958 code for a protein of 446 amino acids.